UGUAGUGGAGGAACUAGCUAUGUUGAAUGGCAAGCAAAAGGGUUCCAGGUCUCGACUUCUGUCUGCGACAUUUCUUCUCGUGUGAAACGUGAGAAACUCAUGGAAACCGUUUCCUCUCUCUUCCAAAGAAAGCUCAACAUCCUUGUCACCAAUGCGGGAACGCUAAUAGUUAAGCCGACCACGGAGUAUACAGCAGAAGAAUUCUCUUUUGUAAUGGCUACAAAUCUGGAGUCAGCUUUCCAUCUUUCACAACUCGCGCACCCUUUAUUGAAAGCUUCUGGCUCAGGAAGCAUCGUGCUCAUGUCUUCUGCUGCCGGAGUUGUGCAUGUUAGUGUUGGAUCCAUCUAUGGAGCAACCAAAGGAGCCAUGAAUCAGCUGGCUAGAAACUUAGCUUGUGAAUGGGCAAGUGACAGCAUAAGGACUAACUCUGUUUGUGCUUGGUAUAUCACAACUCCUUUAACUAACAAUUAUCUGAAUGACGAAGAGAUUAUAAAAGGAGCCGAGCGUAGGACAGCGGUAGGACGUACCGGAGAGGCAAAUGAAGUCUCAUCGCUUGUGGCAUUUCUUUGUCUUCCCGCAGCAUCUUAUAUUACUGGCCAGGCCAUUUGUGUUGAUGGAGGUGCCACGGUCAACGGUUUUUCCUUCAAGCCUCUGCCUUAAACACAUAUUUGCAUUUGUUCGGAUCAUAUUUUUAAAUAUCAAAACGUAAAAGCUAAUAUAAAAUGUCUCAAUGGUCAAAUAUGUAAUAAAUGUAAUUUAGAUGA
Camelina sativa (false flax) is the source of this 764-nucleotide messenger RNA. The record is from RefSeq and is a predicted model, not a curated record. Lineage: Eukaryota; Viridiplantae; Streptophyta; Magnoliopsida; Brassicales; Brassicaceae.